UCGUUAGCCGCCUGCAUUCUCCACCGAGGGCAGCACAGACCGUAAUCGCGCGACUUUGCCCGUGAGCAAUCUCCCAACUCAUCUCUGUAAUAGCAAAGCAAAAGAGCCUUGUUUCAACGGAUUAUUCUUAACCGUUGUAAUUUGGGUUAAAAUGAAUGACGAGGAUGACAGGCUGCUGGAUGUUGACAAAGAUCAGACCGAGAUCCGGGCAGAACUUUCUCACAUGAGUUUCGAGGAUUUGAAGAGACUUAAGGAGAAGUUAGGAUCAAAAGUAUACAAUGAAGCGAUUUUUGGACCACAAAGAGUUAAAAAAGUUGACUUCAAACGCGAGAACAAAAACAGACCUCGCGAAAUGUCUGCAAAGAAGCCUGUUUCUCGUUUCAAAGAAGUGGUAUCUACAAAAAAGAUUGUCCCUCGUGAUCCCCGAUUUGAUAGUCUCUGUGGUACCUUUAACGAAACAGCAUUUAAACGGUCCUAUGGGUUCAUUAGUAAGUUACGUGAAAAUGAUUUAGAGGCAUUACACCAAGAACUACAGUCUGCGGAAGAUCCCAAAGUAAUAAAGAAAAUAAAGUAUCUGAUUCAGAGGUUAAAGAAUCAAUUAACAGAAGAGAAGAGGCACAACGAAGAUAAGGAAAAGAAAUACCAAGAGAAACAAGAAAUCAUUCAGGCGAUUAAACACGGAGAGAGGCCAACCUAUAAAAAGAAGUCUGAAAAGAAAGUGUUAGAUCUUAUAUCUCAAUACGAACAACUGAAGAAUUCUGGUAAAUUGAAAAAACAUAUACAACGUCUGCGGAAGAAGAAUAUUUCGAGAGACAGACGAAAAUUAAGUGUACAAGAUACCGAAUAAUUAUACAUGCUGUGUUCAUUUAACGUCUUUUAUGUAGACAAGAAUAUACUUUACUUUUACUUAUAA
Molecule: messenger RNA, 913 nt
Organism: Orussus abietinus
Lineage: Eukaryota; Metazoa; Arthropoda; Insecta; Hymenoptera; Orussidae
Product: ribosomal RNA processing protein 36 homolog
Exons: 3
Coding region: 152-847 (231 amino acids)
Biological process (GO): maturation of SSU-rRNA from tricistronic rRNA transcript (SSU-rRNA, 5.8S rRNA, LSU-rRNA)
Cellular component (GO): 90S preribosome; nucleolus
Source: RefSeq, a predicted model, not a curated record